Messenger RNA from Nymphaea colorata (pocket water lily), 6452 nucleotides. RefSeq names its product CLIP-associated protein-like. The record is from RefSeq and is a predicted model, not a curated record. NCBI's taxonomy places the organism in Eukaryota, Viridiplantae, Streptophyta, Magnoliopsida, Nymphaeales, Nymphaeaceae. Gene Ontology annotation, molecular function: ATP binding; ATP-dependent protein folding chaperone. Gene Ontology annotation, biological process: protein refolding. The transcript has 35 exons. Gene Ontology annotation, cellular component: mitochondrion; cytosol.
CGAGAGUGACGUUCUCCUGUUGCUGCCUUUUCAUUUUUUUUUUUCUUUUGUUGGUUUAACCCACAGAUACUUCAGAUCUGCAUCGUCCUCUUUCUCCCGACUCUUCAACAAUUGUCAUCGUCGUUGUUUUAUUUCUCCUUUCCGGCUGUGAGUUUGCCGGAGGGAGGAGGGAACCCUAGCCCCGGCCGGAAAGAGGCUGCGGAGAUGGAGGAGGCCCUAGAGAUGGCGCUGUCGAAGGACACGAAGGAGAGGAUGGCCGGCGUGGAGCGCCUCCAUGACUACUUGGAGAACUGCCGGAGGAGCCUCUCGUCGGGUGAGGUCACUUCUCUAGUCGACUGCUGCCUUGAUCUGCUCAAGGACAGUAACUUCAGGGUCAGCCAGGGCGCCCUGCAGUCGCUCGCCUCUGCGGCCGUUCUCUCCGGCGAGCAUCUCAAGCUCCAUUUCAACGCGCUCGUCCCCGCCGUCGUCGAGCGCCUCGGCGAUGCCAAGCAGCCGGUGCGCGACGCCGCCCGCAGGCUUCUCCUCACUCUCAUGGAGGUUUCUUCACCAACAAUAAUUGUUGAAAGAGCUGGAAGUUAUGCUUGGACACACAAGAGUUGGCGAGUUCGUGAAGAGUUUGCACGUACAGUGUCUUCAGCAAUUGGGCUUUUUGCCUCUACUGAACUCACCCUUCAGCGUGUCGUACUUCCUCCGGUGUUGCAAUUACUGAAUGACUCAAAUAAUAGUGUAAGAGAAGCUGCUACAUCAUGCAUAGAGGAGAUGUAUACUCAAGUUGGACCACAAUUUCGUGAUGAAUUGCAUCGACAUCAGCUUACCCCAUACAUGGUCAAGGAAAUCAAUGCUAGACUUGAGAAGGUUGAACCCAAGGUUCGUUCUUCAGAUGCACUUGCCAGUCAUUUUGGUUCUCGAGACAUGAAGCCUACAAAUCUACCUUCUUCAUUAAGCCAAAAAAAAAGCAGUCCUAAGGUCAAGAAUUCGGCACGUGAAAGUUCUCUUUUUGGUGGUGAGAAUGAUAUUACAGAAAAACCAAUUGAACCGGUUAAAAUUUACUCUGAGAAAGAAUUGGUUAGAGAAAUUGAGAAGAUUGGUGCUACGCUUGUGCCAGAACAAGAUUGGUCAGUUAGGAUUGCGGCAAUGCAAAGACUUGAAGGCCUUGUUUUUGGAGGUGCUACAGAUUAUGCCUCAUUCCAAAGUCUGUUGAAGCAGCUUGUUGGUCCUCUAAGUAUUCAGCUAUCUGAUCGACGUUCCAGCAUUGUAAAACAGGCGUGCCAUUUGUUAGGCUUCUUAUCAAAAGAGCUUUUGGGAGAUUUUGAGACAUGUGCAGAGAUGUUUAUUCCGGUGCUUUUCAAGUUGGUUGUGAUAACAGUGCUUGUUAUAGCAGAAUCUGCUGAUAAUUGCAUAAAAACGAUGUUGCGAAAUUGCAAAGUUGCUCGUGUGCUUCCUCGUAUUGCAGAUUCUGCAAAGAAUGAUCGAAGUGCAGUACUUCGUGCUAGGUGCUGCGAAUAUGCACUAUUGAUCCUUGAAUGCUGGGCUGAUGCACCUGAAAUACAGAGGUCAGCUGAUCUCUAUGAGGACCUUAUCAAAUGCUGUGUAGCAGAUGCCAUGAGUGAGGUACGAUCCACAGCAAGGACAUGCUACCGGAUGUUCACCAAGACCUGGCCUGAACGUUCACGGCGCUUGUUUUUGAGCUUUGAUCCUGUGAUUCAGAGAAUAAUCAAUGAAGAAGAUGGUGGCAUCCACAGAAGAUAUGCUUCACCUUCCCUUCGUGAGCGAGGCACACAACCACCAAAAGGCGCACUGCAGUCAUCUGCUCAAUCAAGUUUGCCUGGUUUUGGAACUUCCUCAAUUGUUGCAAUGGACCGAACCACAGGUUUAAAUUCGGGAGCUUCUCUCUUCUCUGGAAGUCAGCUUUUAUCACAGGCAAAGACUGUAGGUAAAAGUUCAGAGAGAAGCCUUGAGAGUGUACUGCAAGCAAGCAAACAGCAAGUUACAGCUAUUGAAAGUAUGUUGAAGGGCUUGGAUAUAUCGGACAAGCAUACCUUAGCACGUUCAGCCACUCAUGAUCUAGGAGCGGACCCUCCAUCUUCUCGUGAUCCUCCCUUUCCAUUGGCUGCACCUGCAUCUAAUCACACGUCAGCGCAGACCUCUAUGCUGCCUAGCUCAACUACUGCAAAUAAAGGUGGUACCCGAAAUGGUGGGUCCAUGUUACCAGAACUUGUAAUGGCCCAAGGUUCAGCUUCUAGAGAUACUAGUAAGUCGUUGUAUGCAAGUAAUAUGGCUACAGAUCCAUUGUCAACACUCUCUCUCCUUCACACAGCCAAGAGGAUUCCUCUUUCUUCUGAACGAGGACAAGUGGGUGGUGAAGAUAUUGCUGAUGUUAAAUCAACUAGGCGGCUUCCAAAUAUGCAAUUUGAUAGGCAGUAUUUGGAUACACCUUACAAAGAUCCAGCUUACAGAGACACCCAGAGUUAUAUCCCCAACUUCCAGAGGCCUCUUUCACGGAAACAUGCAUCUGGGAGGGUUGUCUCUAGUGGUAGAAAUAGCUUUGAGGAAACUCAUCUUCAAAUUGGAGAAAUGUCUAGCUACUCAGAUGGUCCUUUGUCAUUGAAUGAAGCUUUAACUGAGGGGCUGAGUCCUAAUUCCAAUUGGUCAGCAAGAAUAUCUGCUUUUAAUUUUAUCAAUAGUUUACUUCAACAAGGACCUAAAGGGAUGCAGGAAGUUUCCCAGAGCUUUGAGAAGAUCAUGAAGUUGUUUUUUCAGCAUCUAGAUGACCCGCAUCAUAAAGUAGCUCAGGCAGCUUUUACAACACUCACUGAGAUGAUUCCAGUUUUUAGGAAACCAUUUGAAAGUUACCUGGAGAGGAUCCUGCCUCAUGUUUUCUCACGAUUGAUAGAUCCAAAGGAAGUUGUUAGGCAGUCUUGUUCAGCAACGUUGGAAAUAGUUGGUAGCACAUAUGGUAUAGAAUCUUUACUUCCAGCUUUUCUUCGUUCAUUGGAUGAGCAACGUUCACCUAAGGCAAAAAUUGCUGUCAUUGAGUUUGCCAUUAGUUCCUUCAAUGCACAUGGAGUUAGUUCUGAUGGUUCUAGUUUUGGUGUACUGUUAAAAUUAUGGCUUGGUAAGUUGGCACCUCUGGUUAAUGAGAAGAAUUCAAAGCUUAAAGGAACUGCCAUUGCUGGUAUUAUAUCAGUUUAUUCUCAUUUUGAUUCUGCUGCUGUCUUAAAUUUUAUUCUUGGACUAUCUAUGGAUGAACAAAAUUCUAUGAGGAGGGCACUCAAACAGUAUACUCCUAGGAUAGAGGUGGAUCUCAUGAACUUUCUACAAAGUAAGAAAGAACGUACACGGUCAAAAUCAUUCUAUGACCAAGCAGAUGUCAUUGGAACAUCUUCAGAGGAAGGCUAUGCAGGAACAACAAGGAAAAGUCAUUUCUUUGGAAGGUACUCUGGUGGUUCUAUUGAUAAGGAUGGAGGGCGGAAAUGGAAUUCCAUGCAUGAAUCCAUGUUGAGGGGAUCGUCUGUUGGUCAUGCAUCUUCUGAGGACCUGCAGGAAGACUACCUGGAUUAUGAGUCUGGUUCAAAGCCUGAAUUGCAGCUUAACAUCUCUGAUAGAGUUCCCAAAGGUGUUUCUACUGUAGAAAACAAGGGUCACAGGGGUGAUCCACUAAAUUCUGAUAGUGCAGGGCCUGCAGGCCAUGAAACAGAUUUUGGAAAUUCUGUUUUAACUCCUCGUUUAGAUGGACUUGCCAACUUGGAACACCAAGGAGGUCAAGGCCCAGGACUUAAUGGAGAGAGGCACAAGGAUGUAAUAGAGGUAAAUCAGGAUAAAACCUUGCUACUCAGAAAUGCCCCUUUGUUGGAAUCUGGACCGAGUAUUCCUCAACUUCUUCACCAGGUAUGCAAUGGGAAUGAUGAAAACUCGACUAAAAGAAAAAUGGAAGCACUUGAAAAGCUAGUUCAUGUUUCCAUAGACAAAGAUCCUUCAAUAUGGACAAAGUAUUUUAACCAAAUUCUAACAGCAGUCCUCGAUGUGAUUGAUGAUUUGGAUCCUUCCGUCAGGGAGCUUGCUCUUUCUCUGAUCGUUGAAAUGCUCAACUAUCAGAAAGAGUUAAUGGAGGAUUCUGUUGAAAUUGUUAUUGAAAAAUUGCUCCACGCCUCAAGGGACUUGGUUGCAAAGGUAUUAUUAUUGUUUAUUUUGAGAAGUUGCUAUUUUGUGACCCUUUUCAGUAUAUGAAUAUAUUAUGUUUAUAUUCAGGUUUCAAAUGAAGCAGAUCGCUGUUUGUCGAUUGUAUUAGCCCAGUAUGAUCCACACAGAUGUCUUUCUGUUAUUGUGCCGUUGUUAGUAAGUGAAGAUGAGAAGAUGCUUGUGUCUUGCAUUAACUGUUUGACAAAGCUUGUUGGGCGGCUAUCGGAGGAGGAGUUAAUGGCUCAGCUACCUUCAUUUCUACCUGCUCUUUUUGAUGCUUUCGGAAAUCAGAGUGCAGAUGUUCGCAAGAUCGGCAGCAGAUUGAAUUGGAACAGAAACUAUGCGGCAAAAGACAUUAAGUUUGGUGUUGAAGCCCGAGCAUUGAUGCUCAAGGGCGUUGAAGACCUUGCGGAUGCAGUUAAGGUUACAAUGGGUCCUAAGGGGCGUAAUGUCGUUAUAGAGCAAAGCUUUGGGUCGCCCAAGGUGACAAAGGAUGGUGUUACCGUUGCCAAGAGCAUUGAGUUCAGUGACAGAGUCAAGAACAUGGGAGCUAGUCUUGUUAAACAAGUUGCCAACGCCACCAAUGAUGCUGCAGGAGACGGUACUACUUGUGCCACAAUUUUGACAAGAGCCAUUUUCACGGAAGGCUGUAAAUCUGUUGCUGCCGGAAUGAAUGCCAUGGAUUUGCGUAGGGGCAUCUCAAUGGCAGUUGAUUCUGUUGUCACUAGCUUAAAAAGCCGAGCUCGGAUGAUCAGUACAUCAGAGGAGAUAGCUCAGGUCGGUACAAUAUCUGCAAAUGGAGAAAGAGAGAUUGGGGAGCUAAUAGCUAAAGCCAUGGAAAAAGUUGGCAAAGAGGGUGUUAUUACCAUUUCAGAUGGUAAGACAUUGUUCAAUGAACUAGAAGUUGUUGAAGGGAUGAAGCUUGAUAGGGGUUACAUAUCACCUUACUUCAUCACUGAUCAGAAAACCCAGAAAUGUGAACUUGAGGACCCUCUUAUUUUGAUCCACGAAAAGAAAAUUUCCAGUAUAAAUGCUGUUGUUAAAGUGUUAGAGCUAGCAGUAAAGAGACAGAGACCUCUGUUAAUUGUUGCAGAAGACGUAGAAAGUGAUGCACUUGCUACUCUAAUUCUAAAUAAGCUUCGUGCUGGCAUAAAGGUUUGUGCUGUUAAAGCUCCUGGAUUUGGUGAAAAUCGGAAAGCAACCAUGCAGGAUCUAGCCACACUUACUGGAGGCCAGCUCAUAACUGAAGACCUGGGAAUGAACCUUGAAAAAGUGGAUCUGGAGAUGCUGGGUAGUGCUAAAAAGGUGACUGUAUCUAAAGAUGACUCUGUUAUUCUUGAUGGAGCUGGUGAUAAGAAAGCCAUUGAGGAAAGAUGUGAUCAGUUAAGAUCUGCAAUAGAAGCAUCUACUUCUGAUUAUGAUCGGGAAAAGUUGCAAGAGAGGUUGGCAAAGCUUUCUGGAGGGGUUGCUGUUCUCAAGAUUGGAGGAGCUAGUGAAGCAGAAGUAGGGGAGAAGAAAGAUAGAGUCACUGAUGCACUUAAUGCAACAAAAGCAGCUGUUGAAGAGGGAAUCGUGCCAGGUGGUGGCGUUGCACUCCUUUAUGCAUCAAAGGAGCUAGAAACUCUGCAGACUGCAAAUUUUGAUCAGAAAGUGGGGGUUCAGAUUAUUCAGAAUGCUUUGAAGAUGCCUGUUUAUACCAUUGCAUGCAAUGCUGGAGUGGAGGGCGCAGUUGUUGUGGGCAAACUUCUAGAGCAGGACGAUCUUGAUCUUGGAUAUGAUGCUUCUAAAGGUGAAUAUGUUGACAUGGUGAAGACUGGAAUUAUUGAUCCUGUUAAAGUAAUAAGAACUGCACUGGUUGAUGCUGCAAGUGUGUCUUCUUUGAUGACCACGACGGAGGCAGUUGUAGUGGAAAUCCCAAAGGAUGAGAAGGGUCCGUCGCCAAUGGGCGCUGGCAUGGGAGGCAUGGAUUAUUGAGAUGCUUGAUUAACUCCUGAAUGGAACCACAAGAGUUUGUCCUUUUAAUCCUGUUUGGCUUUCCAUCUUUUCCAUUUUUCACCAAUUUUAGCUUGGAGGGUGAACUGUGAAUUGUAACGAAGAGAUGCCAUUAGGGAAUUUUGUGCUGCUGUAAUAAUAAUAGCUAGUUGAACAGUCAAGCUACUGUGGAUCCAAGUUCUCAUCACGGUCUUGUUACAUAAUUAUUGGCACGAUUUAGUUCCCCAUAAUUUAAUUGUUACAGCCUUUCCUCUGCACACCAAAUGGGAUACCUUGUUGAA